Corylus avellana is the source of this 702-nucleotide messenger RNA. NCBI's taxonomy places the organism in Eukaryota, Viridiplantae, Streptophyta, Magnoliopsida, Fagales, Betulaceae. The record is from RefSeq and is a predicted model, not a curated record.
AUGGUACAACAGAGGAAUUGGACUGAUAGCUGCGAGAGGAAUUCCACUGCAGAAAGUUGCAAAAGCAAAAAUGGAGACAUUACAUACAACAUGCAAGAAGUGGCUAACACGGUAUGGGAAGAUGUUUCAUAUUCAAUUCUUACAAUCCCGUACAAAGAUUAUUGCGCAAAUGCUUGUUUAGACGAUUGUAACUGUGAAGCUGCGCUAUUCAAAGACAGGACCUGCAAAAAACAGAGGCUUCCAUUGAGAUAUGGGAGAAGGCAAUUGAGUGAUUCAAACAUAGCUUUCAUCAAGCAAUACCAAACCAAAACCUUCACUGGCAUCAGAGGGACAAGGGGGUAUGUUGCUCCAGAGUGGCAUUGGAAACUGCCCAUCACAGUGAAAGCAGAUGUUUAUAGCUACGACAUUGUACUCUUGGAAAUUAUAUGUUGUCGAAAGAAUGUAGAUUGGAAUCUACCCAAGAAAGAAGCCAUUCUUGAAGAAUGGGCCUACCAUUGUUUUGAAACUAAUGAGAUAACUAAAUUACUUGGCGAUGAAAAGGUUGACAAGAAACAAGCGGAGAUAAUGGUUAAAUUGGGAAUUUGGUACAUUCAGGAUGAGCCAUCACUCCGGCCCUCAAUGAAGAAGGUUCUGAUUAUGUUGGAAGGGACUAUUGAUAUUCCAAUCCCUCCUAGCCUUGCUUCUUUCCUAAGUGCGAUAUAG